CAGCAAAGUUGUUGAAGCAACCUAGUCGUCUUUAAUUUUUCCCGUAGAAAAAAACCAAGUCAAUAAAUUUCAUAAAAACAAUUAAUUAAUUAAUUCCGAAAUUUAUAGGCCAAACAAAAAUGAAGCAGUUUAACUAAAAAAUUAUUUUUUUCUAGAAGACCAAGAAAGUCGUGUCCUAUUUCGGACGCUGUUUGAUGUGUCUGAGAACUGAGAAGAUAUUAUUAUUGAUAAUAUCAUUCUUUUGCUGACCCCCAAAAUAUUUUAUACUAUUUUUUGUUUCCAUUUCUGGCAAGUUUACUAGUUUCUUCUUUCUUUGUGGUUUCCAAUUGAGACUAGCCGUUAACUGUUCUCUGCUCAAAGCUAUGGAACGAGAUGGGCAAGAAAUGGCUGCAAAUGAAGUGGCUGAGAAUGUUGAAUUCAAAAGAAAAGACUUAACUUUUCCCUUGAAACCAGAAGGUCACAUUCUGAUGGAAUCACCAAUAACAUAUGGAUCACAGAGAAGCAAAUGGCCAGUGAAUGAUUCGAGUGGCUUUGCACCUCCAUGUCCUAGCACUUCUUCUAUGAAUGAGACUGAGACUGGUAUAAUAGUGGAAGAAUUGACUGUGGAAAACUAUAAGAGCUCAAGCAAAUUAAGGCAGAGCCAGUUGCAACGAAUGUAUCGCGUGGAAAGUAGGUCGGAAUGUGAGGCUUUAGAUGAAAAUGUGGAUCAUGUGUUGUUGAGAGCGAAAAAGCAGCUUGCGAGAAUGUCUUAUGAGAACCAUAAGAGCAAGGAUAUUGAUCAAACACCAGGAGAAAUUGCUUUGCAUUUGAAGGCUACCGACAACUUGGCUAUCUCAAGCCAUACAUUAUCGGUUGCGGCUACUAGAUUGAAAACGUCAUCAUCUAGGCCUAGCUUUUCUCAGUUAUUUGUAAAGAACGGUUUGAAAGGAAAGGGCGUUAUCAGAAGAGAUCCAGAAACUUGCACAACUGCUGAUAAUGACAGGCCUUGUUUACUUGGGGUUGAUGGGUCUAAUAAUGAGCUUUGCACCAAUGGGAUUAGUUUGAGAGAAUGGCUAAAACCAGGGGGUCGAAAAGAAGAUAAAUUUGAAAGACUGCUUCUAUUCAGGCAGAUUGUGAAGUUGGUGGAUUCUGCACAUUCUCAAGGAGUUGUCCUGCAAGACUUAAGACCAUCCUGUUUCUAUUUAUUAUCAUCAAAUAGGGUUAUGUAUACAGGUCUAUCUGCCAAGAAAGGACUAGAGUCUGCUGUAGAUAAUGAUUUGAGGAGGAAAAGGUCCCUGGAAAAAGGUAUGAAUGCUGUCAGUUGCAGUCUAGGUGCAAAGCAGCUAAAGCUCAAUGAGAACAUGCAGUCUCUUGGAUACAAAACAGAGUUCACCUCUCAUGUUGGAUCCAGGAGUGAGAUGGAAAAUAAGAUUGGUUCUCAUACAUCAAUUAAGCGAGAUUCUAACUGUUUUCCUAUCCAGCCUCCAAUUUUCCGCUACCCUACAACUUCUGUUGCGCAGUCUAUUUCUGCAGCUAUACAAUUGGAAGAAAGGUGGUAUGCUUGCCCAGGGGAGCACAAUGGGAGAAGCCUCACAUUUUCAGCAAAUAUAUAUAGCCUUGGAGUUUUUCUUUUUGAGUUGCUAUGCUGUUUUGAAUCAAUGGAGCAGCAUUCUGCAAUGAUGUUGGAUUUGAGCCAGCGGAUUCUUCCACCAAAUUUCCUUUCAGAAAGUCCAAAGGAAGCUGGCUUUUGUCUUUGGCUUCUUCAUCCUGAACCUCUGUCUCGCCCAACAACUAGGGAAAUCUUGCAGUCUGCUUUAUUUGGUGGAUCCCAAGAAUGGUUUUGUGGGAACAAUUUAUCAGAAUCUCCCAAUAGUGAUAUGGCUGAAUCAGAGAUAUUGCUUCAUUUUCUAACCAGACUAGAAGAACAAAAGCAGAAGCUUGUCCCCAAAUUGAUUGAAGAGAUUAGGUUCUUAGAAGAAGAUAUUAAGGAGGCUGAGAGAGGGCACCUAUUAAAGACAUCCUCAGUUGUCCCUCAGAUACAAAAUAAAUUUCCUGAUGCAGGAAAAAUGCAUUUGCAUUUUGAAGGCCCCGGAACUUCAGUUGCUCACCAUAUAUCAAAUAUGAAGUCAGAUGUAAAUAAAGGAUGGUUGUCAAAAAAUAUCACGCAGCUUGAGCAUGCCUACUUCUCUAUGAGAUCCCAAAUCCAUUCUUUAGAAACUGCUGCUGCAGCAUGCUCUGAUAAAGAUUUGCUGAAGAAUAGAGACAGGUUGUCGGAGUUGCAAAGUAGGAAUGGCCAGCUAAGAACGAAUCAGAAAUAUAUUGAUCCCCUCGGGAGCUUUUUUGAAGGUUUGUGCAAGUUUGCUUGCUUCAGCAAAUUUGAAGUCUGUGGAACAAUAAGAAAUGGAGACCUUCUAAAGUCUGUAAACGUGAUAUGCACUCUUAGUUUUGACCGUGAUGAGGAUUAUAUUGCUACUGCUGGAAUAUCGAAGAGAAUCAAGGUUUUUGAGUUUGAUGCAUUUAUGAAUGACUCUAUUGAUAUCCACUAUCCUGUGGUUGAGAUGUCAAACAAGUCAAAGAUUAGCUGUGUUUGCUGGAACAACUACAUAAAGAAUUAUUUGGCUUCAACAGAUUAUGAUGGUGUUGUCCAGACAUGGGAUGCGGGAACUGGUCAAGGAUUCUGUCAAUACACAGAACACCAAAAGAGGGCAUGGUCUGUUGACUUUUCUCAAGCUGACCCAACAAAGUUUGCCAGUGGAAGUGAUGACUGCUCUGUGAAAUUUUGGAGCAUUAAUGAGAAGAGUUCUCUUGGCACCAUAUGGAGCCCUGCAAAUGUCUGCUGUGUUCAGUUUUCUACUUUCUCUCCUCAUUUGUUGGCAUUUGGAUCUGCUGAUUACAAGGUGUAUUGCUAUGAUCUCCGGCACGCUAGAAUCCCCUUGUGCACAUUGGCUGCCCAUGAAAAAGCUGUUAGUAAUGUGAAAUUCUUGGAUUCCAAAACCCUUCUUUCUGCAUCCACUGACAGCACCCUGAAGUUGUGGGAUCUUGACAAAACUGGCUCAGAUGCAUUGUCCUCCAAUACUUGUGCCUUAACCUUUAGUGGUCAUAAAAAUGAGAAGAACUUUGUCGGUUUAUCUGUUUUGGAUGGAUAUAUAGCAUGUGGAUCAGAAACUAAUGAGGUUUAUUGUUAUCAUAGAUCUCUGCCAAUGCCAAUCACUUCCUAUAAGUUUGAGUCUGUUGAUCCUAUUUCUGGGCAUCAAAUCACUGAUGAAAAUGGACAGUUUGUUUCAAGUGUCUGUUGGAGACAAAAGUCAAACAUGCUUGUUGCUGCCAACUCAGCUGGAAGUAUAAAACUACUGAAACUAGUAUGAUGAAAGCCUUUUCCCAAAACUAGUUUUGCUCAAUAAUCUAUUAGUAGCUUACCCGUCCUAAAAUUAGAUCAUAUGUACUUUGGAAAAACAAUGAGUUGGAAGCAGAAAGUUGCUAAGGUUGAAGGGUAGAAUGAGAGCCAAAACUCGUGUAGCCUCCCUGUAACUAUGAGUCUGCCUUCAAUUGAGUGUGCCUAUGCUCACAAAGAUACUAGUUUGCCGCUCCUGGUGAGUGCAUUGACAUGACUUCUGGUUUCUGCUAAAACUACUAGGGCCAUCAGAGUUUGGCAUCUUUCUGUUAAGAAAAUGUGAAUGGAAGUCAACAAGACAUGUCCAUAACUGUUGCAAAUCAGGUAGCAACCCCUGGGAAUUGGAGGUUCUAGACUAAGAUGAUAGCAGAGGUGGGCUUAAGUUUGAUGACAACAAGGAUGAGGAAUAACAUCAAGAACAUUCUUUUGGUGUAAUUGUGAAUGAGCAAAAACAUUGCUGGUACACUAGUAGUGGAAGAAUCCUCCCCCCCCCCCCUCCCCCGCCCUGGGAGAUUUCAUGUUUAAGAAACACCCAGGGUUGAGAUAUGAGUGCUUCUCAAGAGGAAUGCAGCUGUCAGUUUUUGGCAAGGUAUUUUCACGAGCAUUUUGCUUUUCAAUUUAGAAAAAUUUGUUCCUUUAUGAUCAAUUAAAUAAAGUUCUCGCUGUUGCCAAUAAAUAGAUAAUUAACAUUUUUGAUUGAGAUGUAGUCAGUAGGUUUUCAGUGGAUUUGAUUUUGAGGGACCUUUCGACCAUCCUGAAUUGGAAAUGCCUUUAGAUUUAGCUUUUAUGGUUCUAUUUAUGGUCUAUAGUAUUGUUGUCAGGGCCAAUAGUCUGCAAUUAUAAACUGUUUUCAUGAAUUUAAUGGCAAUAUUAGCAUUUGAUGAUUUUACUUAUAUGGUUCCUUCUGCUUAAGGAUGAAAUGAUCAAGCCUCUGCCUGCAUGAAACAGGUAUAACCAUAUAGAUCAAUUGAGUACAAUUAUACAAAACUGCAUAUCCCAUUCUGCAAUUUAUCUAAGGGAUAAUAAAGGUAUGAAACAAAAUUGAUUUGCUUGUUGAACUUAAGAAUUUAUUCUUUCUGUUGAACAUCUUCUUUGUAGAUAAAUUGUUUCUGCUAAAGUUGUGACAAAAAUUGUUUUAUGUUUCAUAAAAUAAAGACUAUGAUCGUUCAGCUCAAAUGCUAAAUAUACAGAUGUAAGGAGUCAGCCAUUGCAAGCUAGCAUGUUCCAGCCUCAACAUAAUACUCUGAAAACUCAAUAAAGUCUGAGCCCCUACCUUUUAGGAUUGGCUGUAUGAGUCCUAUCUUUGUCACUCCGUUUCCUCUUCAGCUAGAGGCGUUUAUUUUGCAAUUAUUGAUCUGGGAAAGCAUUUCAUCACUGAAAACUAGAUCAGGCUUUUUUUCAGUGUCUAAGCAAUGAACCUGAUAAAGCUAGGAGAGCUCAGAAUCUGAGGCAUGACCAGAUGCUGUUUCCGUAAUCUUGGACUUGUUAAAAGUAGCCGGCUUUCUGUUUUCAUUCUUAAACUGCGCCGGCAAUGGGUCAUUGGAGGAGGCCUUAAUGAUCUUCCUUUUGGUGUCACUGGAAAAAAAAAAAAAAAGACGCAGGUUGUUAGCA
This is a messenger RNA of Durio zibethinus, 4981 nucleotides long. RefSeq names its product protein SUPPRESSOR OF PHYA-105 1-like. The record is from RefSeq and is a predicted model, not a curated record. Gene Ontology annotation, biological process: protein phosphorylation; photomorphogenesis. NCBI's taxonomy places the organism in Eukaryota, Viridiplantae, Streptophyta, Magnoliopsida, Malvales, Malvaceae. Gene Ontology annotation, molecular function: protein binding; ATP binding; protein kinase activity.